Punica granatum (pomegranate) is the source of this 4887-nucleotide messenger RNA. NCBI's taxonomy places the organism in Eukaryota, Viridiplantae, Streptophyta, Magnoliopsida, Myrtales, Lythraceae. The record is from RefSeq and is a predicted model, not a curated record.
AAGAUUUUGGCUAUUCAGGUGCUGGAAUUCUGCCGAAAUCAACCCAAAAAUUCCAAACUUACAUAUAUUAUACCUAUUCUAGCUAAACCAAGUAAGGAAUUGACGAGUGUUUGCCCAGUUUUGGUCCCUUGAAGCUCGAUUUGUCCGAAAGUUGCCCGAACAAGGUAUAUACUGGCCUUUAGCCUUUUACAGCCUCUGCUCGGCGUUGAAUCCAAAGCUUUCUAGCUUGGAUUUGACCCAAUUAAUCAUUUAUUCUUUCAUUUCCCGAACAUACAUGUAAAUAUAUAAUGGAAUACCGCUUCUUCUUUACCUUCUAUUAAUUUUUUAGAUACAUGCUAAGUUCGUAAGACAAUGAUCUUCAAGUGCUCGAAAUCAGUCCCAAUGUGACCUCUUGAGGCCGAGCUUGACCGAGGAAAAGAGGUCGGGAUGGUUUUAUGUUUGUUUAUGUUUUUCUUGCUGUAUAGUAGCUUGGUUAUGUCGUAUAUAUGUUAGUAUAUUCUUAAGUAAUACACAAAUAUAAAAAUCUAUAAUUAUAAGAAGUGAAAUAAUAGAAACGGGGUAACCGGGGGGCCGACUAGGCUCCCCCGCCUCGUGGUCCAGUGACCUCGCUUGAGAGGGUCUUGGCCGGCGGAGGAGCCCCCUCUUCCGAUCUGCGUAUGCAGUACUUACGGACAAAAGAAUUUUUCCUUUUCCCCUUCAGGCUCCUACCAUUGGAGAAAAUGAAAUAUAUAUAUAUAUAUAUAUAUAUAUAUAUUUAAAAAACAUGAAAUGAAGCCAUUUUGGAGCAUAGAUAAUUAAAAAAAUAGCGCCAUCUAAUUGCCACGUUAAACUUCUGUUAUAAAUGUUAACUAAGGUUUAGGCAAAUUUGUGGGGAAAAUAAUUUAGGAGCAAAUGUGGUGACAAGUGAAUCAUUCAAUGAUGACAAUGACACCAAAUUCUAGUUUUAGUAUGAAGUCAAUUAAAGUGCACGAAUAACAUUUUAUAUUUCAAGAUGUCUUUUCAAGUUCUUGAGUUAUAUACAUUUUUUUCAUUUUUGAGGAAAGCCUGUUAAAUUUGUGGCAAACAAAAAUAAAAAUAAAUGCAAGCAUUGUAAUGUGCAUAAAUAACUUGGAGUAAUUAUAGAUAAUUUGUUGAUUUUAAUCCAAUUAAAAAAUAUGACCAAAAUCAUUUAACCAAUUAGGAAAAGAUGACAAAAAUAAGCAAGGUACAAAUAUCAUUAGUGAAUUAAAUUUUUUGACUAAUGAAACAAGCGAUUAAUCUGAGGGUUUUCAAAUGACAAUGUUUCAUAAAUGCUCGUCAACUUUUAUGUAUUGUGACGUAAUAGACUGGCAUGAUGGCAUGGGUGUGGCAUGGCCUAGGGCCGGCACAAUAAGGCUGCGCCUGGGCUAAGGUUUAUCGGGCCGCCGGCCCCGCAUAGAAAGAUACCGUGAUGGGCCGGGCCAGAUGCAUCGGGCCUGGCACGGCCUGAUAGCCCGAUGAGUGAAAAGGAAAAAUAACAUAAUAAUAAGAAAAAAAGCUGGAAAAAAAAAAUUCAAGUUCUGCUGCGGCAGCGUCGGCCACUCACACCUCAAGCUCUCGGCUCUGCCUCCACGCCGACUAUCCGACUCCUCUGCCAUCUCCGACCCGACGCGACGCCUUCCGUUCCGACGCCGGUGCCGACAUCACCUCUCCCUACAAGUCGGCUGCUCCUCAGUCCUCCGGAGUCCCUCCGUAGUUUCCCUGCUUGCGAGCCUCUAUCCUCCGUCUCUCCCGAGGUCCGCCCGCUGCUCUGUCCUCUGUCUUUUGGCGGCCGCUGGGUGCUGCUCGUGCUUCUCUCGGCUCCCUCGGCCGUCCUCCGUCUUCUCCCCGACACUUGCUGAAAGUGUAAGAAGCUCCCUUCUGCUGCUUAUCUGCCGCUCCGCUUGCUCAGCUGCUGAGGUUAUUGCCUGAAUGAAGUGAAAGCGGUAUUGAAAAAUUCACCUUUAUGGUUUUGUAAUUGUAGAUUUUUCUGGCUGAAUUAAGAGUGGCAUUAAUCUGCAAUUAUUGCCUCAUUGGGAGCAACUGCCUUGUGCCGUCACUUUGCUCCCAUCCCUACACUUCGUUGUGCCUCUCAAACUGUACAGGGAUUUUGCAAUACUUAUGAAUGGCUUGGAGAGCUUUUGCAAGCAAGGGUCUUCGGGCUAGGCAUAUAUUAUCACAAGGACAUUCCACGGGACGAAUAUCUGCCUCUCAUGUUGAACAAGUGGCAAGAUCUGUCUCUGCUAUAGACUCCUGUAAAUCAGAUCACUCUGUCAUCUCAGUUCUCCAAAGGGCUGCAUGUGGCAAGGUCCUGCAGGAACAGCACUCAUUCCGGUGUUUCCAUACAAGUCCAUGUCUGCAAGCGAGACAGAGAAGUGAUGAGCCAUUGGGCUUGAAAACUGGCAAGAAAGGAAAAUAUGUGAAGAGGGAGACCCGGACCCAGCCGCCUGUUGAAGCUCCUUAUGUGCCAUCCAAGCGAAAGACAUCAGCUAAAGCCUCUCAAGAUAAAACAAUUGACAUUUUUGAAGGCAUGACCAUUCUGGAGCUAGCUAAGCGUACUGGAGCAUCAAUUUCUUCACUGCAAGAUAUACUCGUGAAUGUUGGGGAGAAGGUUGAAUCAGAGUUUGUUCCUCUCAGCAUUGAUAUUGCCGAACUUGUCGCUAUGGAAGUGGAGGUCAAUGUUCGGAGACUUCACUCUAAAGAAGGUUCAGAAAUCGUUCCUCGGCCUCCUGUUGUGACAGUCAUGGGCCACGUCGACCAUGGAAAAACUUCCCUUUUGGAUGCCCUUCGUCAGACUUCUGUAGCUGCUCGAGAGGCUGGAGGCAUUACACAACAUGUUGGAGCCUUCGUGGUGGGGAUGCCCUCUGGGGCAUCAAUAACAUUCCUUGACACUCCAGGUCAUGCCGCUUUUAGUGCAAUGCGAGCGAGAGGGGCAGCAGUUACAGACAUAGUUGUGUUAGUAGUUGCUGCUGAUGAUGGAGUCAUGCCCCAGACACGAGAAGCCAUGGCCCAUGCAAAACUGGCCAAUGUGCCUAUUGUUGUUGCGAUCAAUAAGUGUGACAAACCAGCGGCUGAUCCUGAGCGUGUCAAGCUCCAGCUCGCCUCUGAGGGGUUGCUGUUGGAGGAGAUGGGUGGGGAUGUUCAGGUGGUGGAGGUGUCAGCGAUGGCAAAGACUGGGCUGGACAAAUUGGAAGAGGCAUUGCUUCUUCAGGCCGAGAUCAUGGACCUGAAAGCCCGUGUCGAUGGGUCGGCCCAAGCUUAUGUUGUGGAGGCAAGACUUGAUCGGGGCCGGGGUCCAUUGGCCACUGCUAUAGUGAAGGCGGGCACUUUGCUGUGUGGGCAGCAUGUGGUUGUGGGCUCAGAGUGGGGCCGAAUAAGGGCUAUCAGAGAUAUGGUAGGGAAGAUGACUGAUAGAGCGACUCCUGCAAUGCCAGUUGAGAUUGAAGGGCUGAGGGGGCUUCCAAUGGCUGGCGAUGAUAUUGUUGUUGUUGAAUCAGAGGAACGCGCCAGGAUGCUCAGCUCAGGGCGAAAGAGAAAGUUUGAGAAGGACAGGCUGAGGAAGAUCAGUGAGGGAAGCCCAGCAACUUCAGAGACAUUGUCAGAAGAAGAAGGGUUUGAGAGAGUUGAAAUGUCAAUAAUUGUGAAAGCAGAUGUACAGGGCACGGUGCAAGCUGUUACAGAUGCAUUGAAGAGUUUGAAUAGCCCUCAGGUUUUCGUGAAUGUGGUCCACGUAGGUGUGGGGCCUAUAUCCCAGUCUGACAUGGAUCUAGCACAGGCCUGUGGUGCAUGUAUUGUCGGAUUCAAUGUAAAGAGUCCAACAAGUGCUGUUGCUCAGGCAGCAACAAGAGCAAGCAUUAAGAUAAAAAUGCACCGUGUGAUCUACCAUCUCUUGGAGGAUAUCGGCAAUCUGAUAGUUGAGCAGGCCCCAGGAAUUGCCGAGACCCAAGUAGCAGGAGAAGCCCAGGUGCUUAACAUCUUUGAACUCAAAGGACGGAGCAAAUCAAAGGGAGAUGACGUGCGGAUUGCGGGUUGCCGAGUCAUAGAUGGCCAUGUGGUGAAGUCUUCGACUAUGAGGCUCCUGAGGAGCGGAGAGGUCAUGUUUGAGGGAUCCUGCAUCUCACUCAAGCGAGAGAAGCAGGAUGUGGACAUGGUGCCGAAGGGGAACGAGUGCGGGCUCGUGAUUCGAGACUGGGACGAUUUUCAAGUUGGGGACGUCAUCCAGUGCUUGGAGCAGGUGAUAAGGAAGCCCAAGUUUAUCUCCUCGGAGAGUGGGGCCGUUCGGAUCGAGUGUUGACACAGCACCACGAGGUAAUUUAUUUGUUGUGCUGAUAAGGCAUUUCGUCUGAUACAAUGACAGAAGUGUCAUUUUUUUGCAGCUCUCCGCUUAGAUUUUUUCUAGCACACAUAUGAUGGUUGACUAUACUGAGCUGUGUAAAUCUGUCAAUUUUGGGGGACUUGGAGUUAUAGAGUGUUGUCAUACGAAGGGAAAAGCACUGCAAUCUCUUGAAUAAUUCUUCGAUGAACUCGGGACGCACACUGCCUCUCCAAAACGGGUGACAAUUGUAAUUGCCAGGGAGGUUUUUAUGCAAACAAGUUUAGGAGUGGUCAAUGGUAUACUGAAGCAGGCGAACUGUGCAGUGCCACAGCCUCUUUUAUUGAGACUUCAUGUUUCGUCUCCGUCUCCGUCUACUUCUCGGACAUUUCGUCCGGUUGAAUUCUGCCAUCGAAAUCUUAUGCUAGUCUUUGUUAAGUCCCAAUUUCCAACAUUUAUGUGAAAGCACUUCAUGUCCAAAGAGACGUGUUGGGCUAAGUUUUGCCAAUGACAACUUCAAAUUCAAAUGGUCCAUGUCCAAUGAAGUCAUGGGUAUGUAUAUAUUUGCUUUAAUUCUU